Ziziphus jujuba (common jujube) is the source of this 2056-nucleotide messenger RNA. RefSeq names its product protein RICE SALT SENSITIVE 3. The record is from RefSeq and is a predicted model, not a curated record. Bases 618 to 1865 code for a protein of 415 amino acids. The transcript is spliced from 7 exons. Lineage: Eukaryota; Viridiplantae; Streptophyta; Magnoliopsida; Rosales; Rhamnaceae.
AAUGCAAGAGACAGAGAAAGAAGAUAAAAGCUGUCCCCACUGUUUUUCCAUGGUUAAAUACUUAUUGCUACAACAUCAAAAAACCAAAUAUCCACCACCCCCCAUUUCUCCUUUCUUUCUUUUCUCUUUUUUUUUUUUUAUUUAUUUUUUUUAAAUUUUUUUUUUUUUUACCUUCCCUCUGUCAAGGUUACCAAACCAGAUUACUUGGGACCAACAAAAGAAUAGUAGACUCACACAGAGAAAGAGAGAGAGACGGAGAGAUGCAAGCCAAAAAGAAUAAAAUAUGUGAUAAAAAGAGAGACAAACAAAGGGUGAUGAAGAAAGGGUCUCCUUUGUGGUGGUUAAGCAGUGUGGAGUUGCUAAAGAAGAUAAAAAAAAGUUUAGGUUAGAAUUGGCUAGCUAGAGUUUGUUUGUUUGGUUUUUUUUUCUUUUCUUUUUUUUCUUUUUGUCUUCCAGAGAAAACCGAGAGUAGAGAAGGUAGAAGAAGAGGAAAAAGAAAGAAAGAGUGGAGGGUGGUCUAAAUUUGUCCAAGUGAAACAAAGGAAAAAAAAAAAAAAGAAGGCCAUAGAGAGAGAGAGAGAGAGAGAGAGAGAGACAAAGGUGAAAGAGAGAAAGAGAUGGUGGGCUCAGGAGCAUCAGAUAGAAGCAAAGAAGCUGUUGGGAUGAUGGCCCUUCAUGAGGCCCUCAGAAGCGUCUGUCUCAACACAGACUGGACUUACUCUGUCUUCUGGACCAUCCGUCCUAGACCACGAGUCAGAGGUGGUAAUGGCUGCAAGGUUGGAGAUGACAACGGCAGCUUGAUGUUGAUGUGGGAAGAUGGAUUUUGCCGAGGAAGAGUUUCAGAUUGUCUGGAAGAAAUUGAUGGAGAGGAUCCUGUCAGAAAAGCCUUCAGCAAGAUGUCCAUUCAAUUGUAUAAUUAUGGAGAAGGGUUGAUGGGGAAGGUUGCAUCUGAUAAGUGCCACAAAUGGGUCUUUAAAGAACCAACAGAAUGUGAACCAAAUAUUUCCAACUACUGGCAAAGUUCUUUUGAUGCUCUUCCUCCUGAAUGGACUGAUCAGUUUGAAUCAGGCAUCCAGACAAUUGCAGUAAUUCAAGCGGGCCAUGGUCUUCUACAGUUGGGUUCCUGCAAGAUUAUACCUGAAGACCUUCAUUUUGUGCUUAGAAUGAGGCAUACCUUUGAAUCUCUUGGUUACCAAUCUGGUUUCUACCUUUCCCAGCUCUUUUCUUCAACCAGAAAUACUUCCUCAUCCACCUCGAUUCCUUCAAAGCAAUCCGCCAUUUCAAUCCGGCCUCCUCCUCCACUGUUUAAUUGGCAACAAAGGCCACUUCCAUCUUCAACAUCUAUGCUUCCUUCACCAAACUUUCAAAACUCAGCCAGACUUGCAUAUCCACAAACCAAAGAUGAGACACAUAUGUUUCUACUGCCUCAUUCGUCUGAGCACCGAGUUGAAGAUAUGAUGGGUGAGCACGAAAACGACAUCAAAUGGCCUAAUGGUCUUACUUUCUUCAAUGCUCUCACCGGACGUGCAGACUAUGCAAAGCUUUUGUUCAACCCUGAGAGCUUGGGUAACAAACCGGAUCAGAAUCACCACCCUCUCACCCCUAAUGCCAAUUCAGAUUCUUCGAAUAUGCAUAAUGCCGCCGCCGGUGGUGCAAAUCCUAAUGAGUUCUUGAGCUUGGACAGCCAUACAGAUAAUGGUGCAAGGAAGAUGGAAAACAAGUUCAAGAGGAGCUUUACUUUGCCAGCAAGAAUGACUCCUUCGUCUUCGUCAACUUCGGUCGACCAUCACCAGCACCAACCGGUGGAGUAUAGAAAUUCCGAGGCAGGGAUGUACUCUGAUGUCAUGGAGACCUUCUUGGAGUGAAAUGGGGAGAGUAAUAUUUGUAUUGGAAGGCAAGGGUUGGGAAGGUUGUAUCUAGGCAAAGAUUUUCUGUUCCUUUGCAGCUAAUAGUUUCCCGUGUUUUUUUUUUUUUUUUUUUUCAUGUUCUUUUAUAUAUUUUGUGUUUCUUUGCUCUAGUUGAUGAGACUUUAAUGAUUAUUUGUUUUCUUGUAGUU